AUGGGGUUCCUGUGGAGUAUGACACAGGCACCAGGUCAGAGGAAAGGAUUGCGGCUUAUGAAGAAAGAUGUCACCAAGCCAUACACCAUUCAACUGAAUUGCUUUGAUGGACAUCUAGCACCAGACGAAGGAUUUGUUAACAGUUUAACAAAAAACAGUUUGCAACCACUGACAAGUACAACAAUGCAAAAAUGGUAUAUGAGUGAAAGGGUAAAAAGAGUUGAAGUCAGAGAGGGGAGAGUGCGUGGAACUUUGUUUAUACCCCCAGGAAAUGGGCCUUUUCCAGGUAACUUACCAUUACUAAUUAGGAUAUUAUUUAUAAUAAUACAGUAGAAGCUUGAUAACUUGAACACGGAUAACCCGAGUAGGCCACUUGCACUAAGAGGUCACGUGACCAAUGCUUCUUGCUGAUGCCAAAAAUUGACAGAGCUCAUAAAAAUAAUCUUACCCCCGAAAUUUGAGAGGAAACUCAUUUAAGGGAGAUAUUUUAUUGCACUUUGAUUUUUCAACAAAGUAGUAUGAUUUGUAUUGGCCGCCAUGUUGGAGGGCAUACUCUUACCCUCCAACAUGGCAGCCAAAACUACUUUUGCUUGUAUCUUGUUAAACAUGUGAUAGUUACGUUCAGAUGUGCUGUAAAUGCUCCCACAUCAUCUUUUCAACAUUUUCCUUGAAGUUUAAGUGCAAAAUUUGUGUUCCGAAAUAGGUAAUUAAUUCAUAAUUUUAAAAAUCACAUUUUGGUCACGUGACCAGCUAUGAACUUACUCAUUUUAAGAAAAUAGUGGGGGUUUGAAAAACCAAAUAACUAUUAUUUUGUUUAAGAUAUGACCCCCUAAUCGUUUUUCGAAGGCAAAAUCAUAAAACUUUCAAUUUCAUAGAAAUGAUGUCACAUGACCUCUUAGUGCAAAUGGCCUAUUCCCCACUAACUGGAACUAAAUUUCCUCACCGUCAAUCAAAAUUUCACUGAAAUUUACCCCAGUAACUCGAAUUCCCCACUAACUUGAACUGUUCUUCAUUUCCCUUCAGAGUUUGAGUUACUGGGGUUCUACUGUAUUUGAUAUUUAACUUUGUAAAGCUUUUAGUAUAAAGAGAUUAGUGUCAUUCGACAAGUCAUGUUGCUUGUAAAUGAGCAGAAAAUUUAAUCAUAUUAGCUGACUGUAUGUUUAAGUUUAUAUAUUAUGUCAGUCCCAGUUUCGGUUCACGUUUGGCCACAAGGAGUUUUGGUAGAGAAUAUGACUAAUGCCAUGUUGUAGUGAUGUGUGGCAUGUUUCUGUAAUGCCUUUGCUCGUUCAAAAAUGAAACACUUAUGUGAUUUUCUUGCCCUAUUUCAGACCAGGCACCCUUUCUCAAAAGUCUUGAUGAUCAACCAGCUCAAGAAGCUGUUGUUGUUUAUUUUCAAGUUACAUGUAGAGGUUUUUUAACAUUUAUCAUUAAUGCACGGGGUUGUUAGUAUGGCUUGGUCUCAUGCUUUUCUCAAUUUGAUUUUGAUUUGAAUAUUUGAUUUGGGGUCCGUAAAGUUGCUGGAACUUUCAAGAAACAGGCUCCUGACCUGAAAUUCAAUAUUUUGCUGUUACGGUGUGGCAGUGGUUUGUAUGAACCAAGAAGGUCUUUAAUUAGUUCCCAAAUGUUAAUCCAACUGCUCUUUUCAGGAGGGGAGCAAUAACAAAAAGUUUUAUCUUUUUGUUAGACUAAAGUAUUGUUGUUUUUAGCAUUAAUUAUAGAGCAAAUUAUAAUACAAGAGAAGCGUUUAAGAAGAUAGUAAAGUAAAGUAAAACCUUAUUUACAUAGGGUAGCCCAUGCAGCUCUAAGGCUGGUCUCCAUAGGGGCCGAGUAUCUUAAAAAAUUAAUUUACAUCAAGAAUUUUCAUGAAUGAUUACAAGAAGAUUUUACUGUUAAAUUACUCUUGUCCUUCAGGUGUGAUUGACUUAUUUGGAACAGCAGGGGGUUUAAAUGAAUUCAAAGCUUCUCUACUUGCAUCACAUGGAUUUACAGUUCUCUCACUGGCUUAUUUUGGAUUUGAUGACUUGCCAAAGAUGUUACCUUACUGUGAGAUGGAGUAUUUUGAAGAGGCUGCAGACUGGCUUGUUAAACACCCUGCUGUUAUACCCAGUGGUAUUGGUGUAAUGGGUGUGUCAAAGGGGGCGGAAAUAACAUUAAUGAUGGCCAUUCACUGCAAGGAUAUCAUUAAAGCUAUAGUCCCCAUCUCAAGUUCCUACAUCAUCUCAGCUGUGCCUUUCAAACAUAAGGGCAAGUUGUCAGGCAGUUACUAUGAUACCAGUCAAGUCAUGGUGAAUGAAGAUGGUGCAUGUAUUUUCAAAUACUGCAUUCCUGUACGUGGCCUUGAAAAAGUUAAUCCACCAGUUUUAAUCCCAGUUGAAGAAAUUGACUGCCCAAUGCUGCUUGUUUGUGGAGAGGAUGAUGAAGCUGUGUCAGCUUCUGAAAUGGCACAAGAAAUCAUUUCUCAUAUGAAUCUCCAUAGCAAGGGUGAUUUGUGUUCUAUUGUGAGUUAUCCCGGCACGGGACAUCUGAUUGAACCUCCUUUUUCACCUCACUGUUAUGCAUCAUAUCACAAGACAUUUAAGACAAACUUUGUCUGGGGAGGAAAUUCAAAGGAUCAUUCCAGGGCUCAGGAGGAUUCUUGGAGGAAAAUUUUGGAAUUUUUCAGUGAAAAUCUUCAAAAGUCACACAGUCAAACCCUCAGCAGUCAUCUUUAGG
Molecule: messenger RNA, 2712 nt
Organism: Porites evermanni
Lineage: Eukaryota; Metazoa; Cnidaria; Anthozoa; Scleractinia; Poritidae
Source: the annotation of a GenBank genome assembly